This is a messenger RNA of Ruditapes philippinarum (Manila clam), 521 nucleotides long. RefSeq names its product cytosolic sulfotransferase 3-like. Gene Ontology annotation, cellular component: cytoplasm. The record is from RefSeq and is a predicted model, not a curated record. Gene Ontology annotation, molecular function: sulfotransferase activity. The coding region runs from base 1 to 288 and encodes 95 amino acids. Lineage: Eukaryota; Metazoa; Mollusca; Bivalvia; Venerida; Veneridae. The transcript has 2 exons. Gene Ontology annotation, biological process: sulfation.
AUGCAGAACACUCUUCGGGAAGUAAGACGACUUGGUAAAUUUCUUGGCGUAGAGGACACGGGCGGUCUUUUUGAAGCCAUAAGUGAAAAAUGUCAGUUUGAAAAUAUGGCAAAAGAUAAACAGAAGUAUCUAUUUCCACAAGAUCCAAUAGAGGGUUUCACAUUCUAUAGGAAAGGAGACGUUGGGGACUGGAAAAACUGGUUUACAAUCGCUCAGAACGAAUAUUUUGACAAGAUUUACAGAGAUAUGAUGGAAUCGUCGAAGCAUAAUUUCAGAUAUCAGAUAUAAGAAUGUUUGAAAUCAUGUUGUAUUGUGACAAAAUGGGAAACAUGUGAUGAAAUUGUGAAAUUGCAGCAGAUUUGUGAAAUUCUGCCAUGAUAAACAGAUGGACAGAUUUGAAGCAGGAGAUCUGAACCACACAUGAUUUAAUACAUUCCGAAAAGACCAAUUAGACAUCAAAAAGGAGAUAAAAAAUCAAUAUGGUGUUAUCUUAUGAUGACGUAUUAAAGUCGAAACUAGUA